Messenger RNA from Petromyzon marinus (sea lamprey), 2357 nucleotides. Its product is annotated as cytochrome P450 2F3-like. Gene Ontology annotation, cellular component: cytoplasm; intracellular membrane-bounded organelle. Gene Ontology annotation, biological process: xenobiotic metabolic process. Lineage: Eukaryota; Metazoa; Chordata; Hyperoartia; Petromyzontiformes; Petromyzontidae. The record is from RefSeq and is a predicted model, not a curated record. Gene Ontology annotation, molecular function: heme binding; iron ion binding; oxidoreductase activity, acting on paired donors, with incorporation or reduction of molecular oxygen, reduced flavin or flavoprotein as one donor, and incorporation of one atom of oxygen.
UCUCUGUUAGCUUGCACAACUGUUUGGUGCCCCAGAUGCGUUGUGGUGCCGUGGCCCCUGCCGCGGCUACCGUCGCUGCUGCUGUCGUCUUCACAGUCCGGGUCGCCAUGUCUGUGGAUGCGUCUCUGAGUGCCGGUCUGGGCGGCUCCUCGUCCUGGGUUUCUUCGUGCUUGCUGCUGCUGAUCUUCAUGGUCUGGUUCGCCCAACGUCUGCUGGGAGGCGACUCCAAAAGAUUCCCCCCAGGUCCCCGGCCAUGGCCCCUGUUGGGAAAUCUGAUGCAAGUCAACCUGCAUGCCCCGUACGAGACCCUCACAAAGCUGGCUGAGACGUACGGGCCGGUGUACAGCGUGAGCCUCGGCCCACGCCGCAGCGUCGUCCUGGCAGGAUACGAAGCCGUGCGGGAGGCUCUCGUGUUGCAUGCAGACGACUUCUCGGACCGUCCCAUCGUGCCCCUGCACAGGGACUUGUCCUCCUACAAAGGGCUGGUGUUUGCGCAGAGCGAGCAGGCGCGCAUUCGGAGACGCUUCUCGCUGUCCGUGCUCCGGACGCUGGGCAUGGGCAAGAGGAGCGUGGAGGCAGUGGUCGCAGAGGAGGCCGAAGCCCUCCUGCAGCGCUUCAAGGACAUGGACGGGAAGCCAUUCGAGACGAUGAUCCACAUCAACUUGGCGACGGGGAACGUGAUCUGCUCCAUCACGCUGGGCAAGCGGUUCGACAUCAGCGACACGCAGAUCAUCCACCUGCUCGAGUUGCUCAACAGCAAUGUGCAGACGAUGGGCAACGCUUGGGCGCAGGUGUACAACGCGUUCCCCCUGCUGAAGCACUUCCCGGGGCCGCACAAGCAGCUGUUCAAGGACAAGCAGCGGUUUUUCGACUUCCUGCAGGUCUACAUGGAUGAGCACCGGGCCGAGCGCACGCCCAAUGAGCCGCGGGACUACAUCGACGCCUUCAUCGACAAGCAGGCCGAAGAGGAGGCAGGCAUGCGCAGCACGACGUUUGACAACGAGUCGUUCCUCGCCUGCAUCACCAGCCUCUUCCAGGCGGGGACGGAGACGACCGCCAACAGCCUGCGCUUGGGCCUCUUCUACAUGAUUACCUUCCCGGACGUGCAGAAGCGUGUGCAGGAGGAGAUCGACUGCGUGGUCGGCCCGCUGCGGUUGCCAACGUUCGCCGACCGCGACGCCCUCCCCUACACGCAUGCCGUGGUGCACGAGGUGCAGCGCUUUGCCAACAUUGUGCCCAUCGCCGUGCCACACGCCACAACCAACGAUGUCACCUUCCGCGGAUUUUUCCUGCCCAAGGGCACCCCUGUGAUCGCCCUCCUCCACUCGGUGCUCAGGGACAAGUCUCAGUGGGAGAGGCCUGACCAGUUUUACCCGGAGCACUUCUUGGACGCCGCCGGAAGAUUCCGCAAGCGGGACGCCUUCAUGCCCUUCUCCGCAGGUCGCCGCAUGUGCAUGGGGGAGAGCCUGGCGCGCACGGAGCUCUUUGUCUUCCUCUCCGCGCUGCUGCAGAACUUCUCGUUCCACGCUCCGCCGGGGCGGCCACUCCCCAAGCUCACGCUGUGCCCGGGAUUCGUGCUGUCCGCCCCGGCCUACGAGCUGUGCGCCAUCAGCCGCAUUUAGCCCCUGCUGCUGCUGCUAUAGCUGCUGCUAUUGUUACUGCUGUAGCUGCUGCUGCUACUGCUGUAGCAGCUGCUGUAGCUGCUGCUGUAGCUGUUGCUGUUAUUGCUGCUGGAGACUUCACAGUAUAUUGGAGGCGCCACGGUGGCUAGGAGAUGUUAAUUACCUCGCCCGGUAUAUAGGUCAUGGGUUCGAUCUCGACCCUGAUUCCUGGUAGUUUGGAGUUUGCGUGUUCACUCUCCCCGUGGUUCUGUGGAUUUUUCUCCGGGCCCUCUGGUUUUUCCCUCCACAUUUAGAAUCAACAUCCACGCGUUUUGAAUAUUAGGCUGCUAUAAACGUCCACGUUAUGAUAAGCCCACUUUGUUGAGCUAUCAUUUGUGGCCAAGUUGCUUUUGAAAGAAAGCUACAUAGCUUAAUGAGCCUUGCCUGGACCUCCCAUUAGCACGCUUGGCUAUGUAGGGGGCAAAAGAAGUUCAACAUAUAUACACAAACACCUGGGAAAAUAAAAAUUGUUUAUACUUUAGAGUCACGUUUGACAGAGAGAUGUGACAGCUGGAAACUAUAGGUUUGGAGAGGCGGGAGACUUUGAUUUGCCAAUUGUUCAGUAUUGAAUUAACAGAAAUGGAAUAGUACGUUAAUUGUGAAUUAAAUGUUUAUUAGAAAAUGGUAAAGAGAUGCAUUUUUAUGUUAAGCAUAAAAAACACUAACAUAACAAAAUCACGCUAUUUCAUAAUUCAA